CCAGAGCGGCGCGGGGCCCAGGCCGCGGGGCCGGCGCGGUCAGCAGACAUGAUGAGCACCAAGGCCUUCACCCUGGUGCCAGCCGUGGAGUGGAACCUGCUGCUGGGGGAGCAGGAGCGUGUGCACAUUGAGUGUGUGGAGUGCUGCGGCCAGAACCUCUACGUGGGCACCCAUGAUGGCUGCAUCUACCACUUCCUGCUGGAGGAGAGGACUUUGCCCGUGGGCACGGCAACUUUCACCGCCACCAAGCAGUUGCACCGCUACCUGGGUGCCAGGAAGCCGGUGAGCGAGCUGAGGGCAGCCUCGGCCCUGCACAGGCUGCUGAUGCUGAGUGACAGUUGCAUCACGCUGGCCGACAUGCUGAGCCUGGAGCCUGUGCCCUCGGGGGCCCGCAUCAAGGGCGCCCUGGCCUUCACCCUCAACGAGAACCCGGUGAGCGACGACCCAUUCUGCGUGGAGGUGUGCAUCAUCUCGGCCAAGCGACGCACCCUGCAGGUGUUCCUGGUGUACGAGGACCGGGUGCAGAUCCUGCGGGAGGUGUCGACGUCUGAGCAGGCCCUGGCCGUGGCCGUGGACGGCCCCUUCCUGUGCCUGGCUCUGACCACCCAGUACAUCAUCCUCAACUACCUAACCGGCAUCGCCCAGGACCUGUUCCCCUACUGCAGUGAGGAGAAGCACCCCAUUGUCAAGAGGAUCGGCAGGCAGGAGUUCCUUCUGGCAGGCCCUGGAGGGCUGGGCAUGUUCGCCACAGUGGCAGGAAUCUCCCAGCGAGCCCCUGUGCACUGGUCAGAGAAUGUGAUUGGAGCAGCUAUCUGCUUCCCCUAUGUCAUAGCCCUGGACAACGAGUUCAUCACAGUUCACAGCAUGCUGGACCAGCAGCAGAAGCAGACCCUACCUUUUAAAGAAGGCCACAUUCUUCAGGAUUUUGAAGGAAGAGUGAUUGUUGCCACCAGCAAAGGUGUUUACAUCUUGGUCCCAUUACCACUAGAAAAGCAGAUACAGGAUCUCCUAGCCAGCCACAGAGUGGAGGAGGCUUUGGUUCUAGCCAAAGGAGCCCGGAGGAAUAUUCCAAAAGAAAAAUUUCAGGUAAUGUACAGAAGGAUCCUGCAGCAGGCGGGUUUUAUACAGUUUGCACAACUUCAGUUCCUGGAAGCCAAAGAACUGUUCAGAAGCGGCCAGCUUGACGUCCGGGAGCUGAUCUCUCUCUACCCCUUCCUGUUGCCCACGUCCUCUUCCUUCACACGGUCUCACCCUCCUCUCCAUGAGUACGCAGACCUCAACCAGCUCACCCAGGGGGACCAGGAGAAGAUGGGCAAGUGUAAGCGCUUCCUUAUGAGCUACCUGAACGAAGUCCGCAGCACAGAGGUGGCCAAUGGCUACAAAGAAGACAUUGACACAGCCUUGCUCAAGCUGUAUGCAGAGGCCAACCAUGAUAGCCUGCUGGACCUGCUGGUCACUGAGAACUUCUGUCUCCUCACAGACAGCGCUGCUUGGCUGGAGAAGCACAAAAAGUAUUUUGCCCUUGGACUGCUGUAUCACUAUAACAACCAAGAUGCUGCUGCUGUUCAGCUGUGGGUGAACAUUGUAAAUGGUGACGUUCAGGACUCCACACGCUCAGACCUGUACGAAUACAUCGUGGAUUUCCUCACCUACAGCCUAGACCAAGAGCUCGUGUGGAAGUAUGCCGACUGGGUCCUGCAGAAAAGUGAAGAGGUUGGAGUUCAAGUUUUCACCAAGAGACCUGUGGAAGAACAGCAGCAGAAGAGUUUCAACCCCAAUGACAUCAUCACUUGCCUUAAAAAGUACCCCAAAGCCCUGGUUAAAUAUCUAGAACACCUAGUUACAGAACAAAAACUGCAGAAGGAAGAGUACCACACACACCUGGCUGUCCUCUACCUGGACCAGGUGCUGCAGCAGCAGAGGCUAGGCGCCAGCAGCAAAAACACAGAGGCCAGCGAGACACAGGCCAAGCUCCGUCACUUGCUCCAGGAGUCUGACCUGUAUCGAGUUCACUUCCUGCUAGAUCGGACCCAGGGAGCCGGGCUGCUCAUGGAGAGUGCCAUCCUGCAUGGGAAGCUGGAGCAGCAUGAGGAGGCCUUGCACAUCCUGGUGCAUGAGCUGGGGGACUUCUCUGCAGCUGAGGACUACUGCCUGUGGCGUUCUGAGGGCCGAGGCCCAGCAUACCGUCAGCAGCUCUUCCACACACUGCUCGGCCUAUACCUGGGCGCCAGCCCCUCUGCACAGGAGCUGAGCGUGGCAGCAGUGGACCUCCUGAACCACCACGCUGCUGAAUUUGAUGCAGCCCAGGUCCUGCAGCUGCUGCCCGGCACUUGGUCGGUGCAGCUGCUGUGCCCUUUCCUGAUGGGAGCCCUGAGGGACAACAUCCAUACCAGGAGGACCACACAGGUGGCCGUGGGGCUGGCCAGGUCUGAAAACCUAAUCUACAAAUAUGACAAGAUGAAGCUGAAAGGAAGCUCGGUCUGCCUGUCUGACAAAAAGCUCUGCCAGAUGUGCCAAACCCCCUUCUGUGAGCCUGUGUUUGUCAGAUACCCAAAUGGUGGCCUGGUCCACACCCACUGUGCUGCCAGCAGACGCAGCAACCCCAGCUCCCCGAAACUGGGCACUCGGACUUGAAGAAGCCGGCCCUGGGGUGCCAGGUGGGACCCUGAGUUCUUCACGUCAGUGCACUUGUGUUGGCUGAGAUGAAAGGAGCCUGUCCGGGUGCUGGAGACUCAGUCAAUAUGAAGUAGGGGCUGUCACUGCCGAUCACCCCACACUGGAUGUAAUGGAAGAAUCCCCCAGAAUAGAGAAGAGAGAGUUUGCCCAUCCAGGUACAUGGUGAUCAAAACCAAUGUCUACUCUGCAAGGAAACUGAGCCUUCCCUGUGCAGCCCAGACAGUCUGGGUCCCCACUCCUGUGCCCGAUCUUGAAACACUUAUUUGCACUGGAAACAUUGGCUUCAGGGUGGCACAGGGGGAAAACCCUUUUGACUGGGUGAGUGUGCAGGGGCAUCAAACCCUGCAGCUGGCACGCUUCACCCAGCACCCUUUCCUUCCUCUGGGUGCAUUCCCCAUCUCUGGAGCUCAGUCCCUGGGUCUGCUUAUUUCCUGGGGUUACCUCUGCCUUUGCCCUUUGAAAUUGCUGAUGAGCUAUAGGAAGGUACUUCUCCUCCUUCCUAUGGCUCAGCCAGAUCUCACCCCG
Messenger RNA from Erinaceus europaeus (western European hedgehog), 3201 nucleotides. It is a transcript of the gene TGFBRAP1, whose product is annotated as transforming growth factor beta receptor associated protein 1. The transcript has 12 exons. The record is from RefSeq and is a predicted model, not a curated record. The coding region runs from base 49 to 2634 and encodes 861 amino acids. Lineage: Eukaryota; Metazoa; Chordata; Mammalia; Eulipotyphla; Erinaceidae. Gene Ontology annotation, cellular component: membrane; cytoplasm. Gene Ontology annotation, biological process: autophagy; intracellular protein transport; vesicle-mediated transport.